Penicillium arizonense is the source of this 351-nucleotide messenger RNA. Its product is annotated as double-stranded RNA binding motif domain-containing protein. Lineage: Eukaryota; Fungi; Ascomycota; Eurotiomycetes; Eurotiales; Aspergillaceae. The record is from RefSeq and is a predicted model, not a curated record. Bases 1 to 351 code for a protein of 116 amino acids. The transcript is spliced from 3 exons.
AUGUCAUACAGCAGUGCUCAAGGGACUAGCGUUGGCAGCCGGCCUAGCUGGCAAGAUCAGCUCGAUGCAUACUGUAGAAGUACCAAGCUGACUCCUCCUGUCUUCAACAUCGUCUCCGAUCGGCGAGGAGGUCGUACUGCCUGGUCUAGUACUGUCACCGUACAGGGCAUCCCGACUGCUAUCGCUGCCCGCUACUGGUAUGACGGCCAGUUCGUCAACAAUGCCAAAGAAGACGCCGCCGAGGUCGCCCUGAAGCUGUUGAGCCAGCAACCUAGAGCUUCGACCGUCUAUCAGGGACAACUCUUCCCCCAGCAAUCGACCAGUCUUGGCCGUGGUGCUGGUGGGUUCUGA